ACGACGAUUGGCUGCAGAGCGCCCGGGCUCCUCGCCUAUUGGCUAAGAGCAACGUCAGUCUGGAUGGGGCGCCGCCGCCAUGGUUCGGUUCAAGAACAGGUACGUGCUGUGCGAAGUGAUCUCGGAGGACCCGCGGUGCCGGCAGUGCAUCGAGGACCGCGCGGUGGGCCUCGCCAUCCGGGAGGCCAUCGGGCGGGUGCACGGGGACUACGGCCUGGCCUGCUGCUCCAUCUCCUUCACAGUGAAGUACCUGAACGCCUACACGGGGACCGUGCUGCUGCGGUGCCGCAAGGAUUCCCACAGACUGCUCUGCUCCGCGCUCCCCUUCGUGAGGCAGCUGGAGAGCCGGAACCAGCGCUACCCCUGCGCCCUCAACACUCUGCAUGUCGGAGGUACUAUAAGAACAUGUCAGAAGUUUCUAAUUCAGUAUAACAGAAGACAGCUGCUGACGUUGUUGCAGAACUGUACAAAUGAAGAGGAAAGACGGUGUAUACAGAAGUCCUUGUUGAGCUGUUCCCUUAAAGAAGAGCAGUCUCAAAGUGGAGAUGAGGAAGAUGAUGGCACAGAGACAGACUGAAGGUUACUUGUUCCUUAGUUACCGUUCACCUCUGUCCUGUACUUGUAUAAUCAAGAUGCUGCCAGAGUUCUUAAAUAAAUUUAAAUAAAUAAUAAA
Molecule: messenger RNA, 673 nt
Organism: Calypte anna (Anna's hummingbird)
Lineage: Eukaryota; Metazoa; Chordata; Aves; Apodiformes; Trochilidae
Gene: POP5
Product: POP5 homolog, ribonuclease P/MRP subunit
Exons: 5
Coding region: 80-577 (165 amino acids)
Biological process (GO): tRNA 5'-leader removal
Cellular component (GO): ribonuclease P complex
Molecular function (GO): ribonuclease P RNA binding
Source: RefSeq, a predicted model, not a curated record